CGGACUGCGGUCGGUCCGCAGACCUGGCGGUGCCCGGAGGCCGCGCGGAGGGCAGUCUCGGCGUCGGUUUGGAGGCUGGGAAGUCCAUGGUCCAGGGAACACAUCUGGCGAAGACCUUCCUCUGGUUGGUGACUCUCCGCAGCAACACAGGAUAGCACAUUCCGCUGAAGGAAGAGACCGAGAUGAAUGCAGAGAUGCCUGGACCGUUUUCAAUCCCCACCUUGGUCCCUUGUGUUUCAGCCUGGGAGGAAGUUUGGCGUGGUUGUGGUUGGUGUUGGCAGAGCCGGCUCCGUGCGGAUGAGGGACUUGCGGAAUCCACAUGCUUCCUCAGCAUUCCUGAACCUGAUUGGCUUCGUGUCCAGUAGACGAGACCUUGGGAGCAUUGAUGAGGUACAGCAGAUUUCUUUGGAAGAUGCUCUUUCUAGCCAAGAGGUUGAGGUCGCCUAUGUCUGCAGUGAAAGCUCCAGCCAUGAAGACUAUGUCAGGCAGUUCCUUAAUGCUGGCAAGCAUGUGCUUGUGGAAUACCCCAUGACGCUGUCAUCUGCAGCAGCUCAGGAACUGUGGGAACUGGCCGAGCAGAAAGGAAAAAUCUUGCAUGAGGAGCAUGUUGAACUCUUGAUGGAGGAAUUUGUGUUCCUGAAAAAAGAAGUGGUGGGGAAAGAUCUGCUGAAAGGGUCACUUCUCUUCACAGCUGGGCCAUUGGAAGAAGAGCGGUUUGGCUUCCCCUCCUUCAGCGGCAUCUCUCGCCUGACCUGGCUGGUCUCCCUCUUUGGGGAGCUUUCUCUUGUGUCUGCCACUUUGGAAGAGCGAAAGGAAGAUCAGUAUAUGAAGAUGACUGUGUGCCUGGAAACAGAGAACAAAUGCCCGCUGUCAUGGAUUGAGGAGAAAGGGCCUGGUAUGAAACGAAACAGAUAUUUAAGCUUCCAUUUCAAAUCUGGGUCCCUGGAGAAUGUGCCAAAUGUAGGAGUCAAUAAGAACAUUUUCCUGAAAGAUCAAAAUAUAUUUGUCCAGAAACUCUUGGGCCAGUUCUCUGAGGAGGAACUGGCUGCUGAGAAGAAACGCAUCCUGCACUGCCUGGGGCUUGCAGAGGAAAUCCAGAAACGCUGCCGUCUGCAGAAGUAAGAGGAGGGAGCAGCGCGGCACCUCCAGGAUGGAACCAAAGUUUGGUUUUUAUGAAAAGUUGACCUUUAUCUUUAUUUUUACAAUUAAAUAUGUUGGGUAAACAUUA
Molecule: messenger RNA, 1228 nt
Organism: Cynocephalus volans (Philippine flying lemur)
Lineage: Eukaryota; Metazoa; Chordata; Mammalia; Dermoptera; Cynocephalidae
Gene: BLVRA
Product: biliverdin reductase A
Exons: 9
Coding region: 187-1122 (311 amino acids)
Biological process (GO): heme catabolic process
Cellular component (GO): cytoplasm
Molecular function (GO): zinc ion binding; biliverdin reductase [NAD(P)H] activity; nucleotide binding
Source: RefSeq, a predicted model, not a curated record